UUACAAAUGAUAAACCAUGAUAAUAACAAGAAACUUAAAGCUUAGCAUUUGUCUGUUCUUAAAGGGAUAUUUUUUAGUCUGGAAGUAAGAGAUUCCAACCCAAAUAAAAACAGCAGUGAUUUCUAAAUUUCAGUCAAAGGUAUGCAUAUAAAUCCUCAUCAUCUCUGUGAUCAUCUAUUAAACUUUAUUUUCAUAUAGUCUCUACUCUCUUGCACAAGGGAUGAGUGCGUUGUUCAUCUUUUUUCUUUUUCUCCUUCCAGCUUUUCUUCUUCUAACUAGGAGAAGAUCAUCAAAAAGGCUCCCUCCAGGUUCACUAGGCAUACCCAUUAUAGGCCAAAGCCUUGGCCUUCUUGGAGCCAUGAGAUCAAACACUGCAGAAAAAAGGCUUGAACAAAGGAUAAGAAAGUACGGUCCCAUAUCAAAGUUAAGCCUCUUCGGCAAACCAACAGUGUUCAUUUAUGGCCAGGCUGCAAACAAGUUUGUCUUCACCAGUGACAGUAGCACAAUUGCAUAUCAGCAAACUAAGUCUAUUCGCAUGAUCUUAGGUGAUCGGAACUUGUUUGAACUGAGUAGCGAAGAUCACAAGAGAGUUCGAGAUGCCCUUGUGUCGUUCUUGAAACCAGAAUCUCUCAAGAAGUAUGUGGGCAAGAUGGAUGAAGAAAUCAAGAUGCACCUUGAGUUACACUGGCAUGGAAAAGAACAAGUCACGGUAUUGCCCCUGAUGAAGACACUAACAUUCAACAUAAUAUGUUCUCUUUUAUUUGGAGUUGAGCGAGGAGCUUGCAGAGAUCAAUUUGUUACUAACUUUGAAGAAAUGAUAGAAGGAAUGUGGGCAGUCCCAGUUAACUUGCCUUUCACUCGCUACAACCGAAGCCUGAGAGCGAGUCAAAGGGUCCAAAACAUGGUGAAAGAUCUUAUACAUGAGAAGAGGAUGGCACUAGAGCAAAAGAUGGCUUCUCCUCAUGAUGAUCUUAUUACUUGCUUGCUCAGCAUCCGUGAUCAGGACAAUUUACAAUUAAUUACUGAUAAGGAGAUUAUCCACAAUGUGAUGCUUAUUAUGGUUGCUGGGCAUGACACUUCAUCUGUUUUAAUCACAUUCAUUAUGCGCCAUUUAAUUAAUGAUCCAGCUGUUUAUGCAACUGUACUUGAAGAACAAGAAGAGGUAGCAAAGGGCAAGUUAGCAGGAGAAUUACUCACAUGGGAAGAUCUUGCCAAGAUGAAAUACACAUGGAGAGUAGCAUUGGAAACCUUACGGACAGUUCCUCCCGUCUUUGGUGGCUUUAGGAAGGCUUUGAGAGACAUCGAAUAUGGCGGUUACCUUAUACCUGACGGAUGGCAGAUAUUCUGGGCUACAAACAUAACUCAUAUGGAUGAUAGCAUAUUCCCAGAGCCUGCAAAGUUUGAUCCUAACAGAUUUGAGAACCAAGCCUCAAUUCCUCCCUACUGCUUCAUUCCGUUUGGAGGGGGACCUCGCAUAUGUCCAGGAUAUGAGUUUGCCAGGAUUGAAACACUUGUUGCGGUCCAUCAUCUGAUCACCCAAUUUACAUGGAAGUUACAAUGUUCAGAUAGUUCUUUCAUUAGAGAUCCCCUGCCUGUCCCAACUAAAGGACUGCCCAUCCAGAUUAUGCCAAAGAAGCUCAUAUGAGUAUUUCAAGUGGAUCUUAAAGGACUUCAGCAGUGUUGUUGCUUCUGGUCACAGCAGAAUCUGGUACAUGUUUCAUUUGAUUCAGAUAAAUGAUCAAAUAUCAGUUUUGAAGUCAA
Molecule: messenger RNA, 1761 nt
Organism: Mangifera indica (mango)
Lineage: Eukaryota; Viridiplantae; Streptophyta; Magnoliopsida; Sapindales; Anacardiaceae
Product: cytochrome P450 716B1-like
Exons: 4
Coding region: 221-1645 (474 amino acids)
Biological process (GO): sterol metabolic process
Molecular function (GO): heme binding; iron ion binding; oxidoreductase activity, acting on paired donors, with incorporation or reduction of molecular oxygen
Source: RefSeq, a predicted model, not a curated record